GUCCAUCAAUAUCUCCUGAUUCGGCCUAGAGCAGCGAGCGCCUCUGGGCAAAGCGGUCUGACGGACAUGGGCGGCGCCGCCGUAGCCUUGCUCGCCGCCACUAGACGACGCUCCAUCCCGCUUGUUACCUCCUCGCUCCCUCGUGCUGCGCGCGGUCUCCACGAGGCUACAGCGGCAGCGGGGGAGGACAAGGCGAGGACGCGCCGGCGGAGGAGCAGUAGCAGCCGCCUUCUUGGACCAGACAUCACCGACACCUGGGAUCCACCCCCGCGCCCAGCGGCGAGGCCGUUACCCCCGCCAGCCGCCGGAGUUGAUUACAAGUCCGCAGCAACCAUUAUCGAUGGCAAGUCCAUUGCAGAGGACAUAAGGUUACAGAUUGCUCAGGAGGUUCUUCAAAUGAAAAAUGCAGUCGGACAUGUUCCUGGCCUUGCUGUCGUACUGGUAGGAGAUAGAAAGGACUCUCAGUCCUACGUGAGAUUCAAAGUAAAGGGUUGUGAGGAAGUCGGAAUAAAAUCUUUGCUGUCGGAGUUGCCUAGGAACUGCACAGAAGAUGAGGUGGUGGAUUCAGUGUCAAGAUUCAAUGAAGACCCGUCCGUUCAUGGCGUCCUUGUUCAGCUACCACUACCACAACACAUGGAUGAAGAGAAGAUUCUCAACGCCAUUAGCCUAGACAAGGAUGUUGAUGGUUUCCACCCCUUAAACGUUGGUAAUCUCGCCCUUAGAAGCCGGAAACCUUUGUUUGUUUCCUGUGCUGCAAAGGCUUGCCUUGAAUUAUUGCUUCAAUCUGGUAUUGAUCUCAUGGGAAAGCAUGUCACUAUUAUCGGGAGAAGCAAAGUUGUUGGAUUACCCACUUCCUUACUUUUACAGAGACAUCACGCUACUGUAAGUGUUAUCCACGCGUUCACAGCAAACCCAGAGGAGAUUACUCGUGAAUCUGACAUUGUGAUCUCAGCUGCUGGAGUGGCCAACCUUGUAAGAGGAAGUUGGUUAAAGCAAGGUGCAGUUGUGAUUGAUGUUGGGACAAAUCCAGUAGAGGAUCCAGACAGUGAUUAUGGCUAUCGAUUAACCGGCGAUGUCUGCUUCGAAGAAGCAGUGAAUGUGGCUUCUGCUAUAACUCCUGUUCCAGGCGGAGUGGGACCAGUCACCAUUGCAAUGCUUCUUGCCAACACACUCGACUCAGCCAAACGAGUCUAUGGCUUGAAUGACUGAACGCCCCGAACUAAGGGUGUUCAAAAACAGUUUGGAUCGACCUGUGAAACCCGUCAUAUACAAACUUUUGAGCUAAGGCUGCUACUUGGGUUUUUUACAUGGAUACAAAUUGAACUAGUGCCGCUCUGCCGGUUUUGGUAGGUUGAUCCUAACCUGAGAAUUAGGUGUCACAGUUCCCCUUUGUAAAUUAGUUUGCCUUCUCUUGUUCCUCUGCCCAUUGCUCUCAAGUUAAGCUAGAUUAGAGCUGGGAUGUAAUAUUUCGUUUUUUGCCAACAGUAUAUUGUAUGCUUAAUGAUGUCCAAUCUUUCAAUAAUCUACCCUUACCUGGGGAUCAUAUGAAUAUGAAUGUAUGAUAGCCCAGUUUUUUUUA
This is a messenger RNA of Hordeum vulgare subsp. vulgare (domesticated barley), 1579 nucleotides long. Its product is annotated as bifunctional protein FolD 1, mitochondrial-like. NCBI's taxonomy places the organism in Eukaryota, Viridiplantae, Streptophyta, Magnoliopsida, Poales, Poaceae. The record is from RefSeq and is a predicted model, not a curated record. Bases 67 to 1209 code for a protein of 380 amino acids. Gene Ontology annotation, cellular component: cytosol. Gene Ontology annotation, molecular function: methylenetetrahydrofolate dehydrogenase (NADP+) activity; methenyltetrahydrofolate cyclohydrolase activity. The transcript has 5 exons. Gene Ontology annotation, biological process: tetrahydrofolate interconversion.